AUGGAGCAGGUUCAUGGCGUCGAUGUCAGCUGGAUGACUCCAGGGUCCUCCAAAGGCAUGUUGACAGCCUCCUCUCCGUUCCCCAGCUUCGAUAAACUUAAUAAAUCCUCCUCGCCCCCCAAAGCGAAUACCACACAGCCGCGCCAAAUACCAACACCUUCAAACGGCACGCCGUCGCAUCAGAGAAAAGACUCCAAGUCUGGGGCCGAGGCUAAUGUCCAGCCCAGCACACCUCUCAACGGCGGUUCCAGCCUUACAAAAAGGCUCUCGCGAUCCAGUUCAGUCGAUAAGCAACCCGCUGGUCCCAAUGGCACGCCGCCCGGACGUCGCAACACAUGGUUUUCCAAUAUUUCCGCCAAAUUCUCGGGCUCAUCCCCUGCCACUAACAGCCCACAAUCGCCAACAGAGCAGACGUCACCUCAUAACUCAAAUCUGCCGUAUCGCACUACAUCACACGAAGACCAGGGACCUACCUCACCACAAGCAUCGGAGCCUCCUGUACCGAAAAUAUCGCCCUCCAGAAAUGCUGUCCUUCAACACGGCGCAAAGCCGGAGGGCAGCGGUCCUUAUACACCUGCGCCGCCCAAAUCUGGCCAGGCCGGCAUCCUGAAUGUAUUUCGUCGCCUCUCGUCAUCCUCAUCGGCCAAUGGCGCAACCACCAAUCGUCUGGCGCACGGUCUUGUUGAACGCACCGUUCUCAACAAGGAUAAGAACAGAGAGCGGUGUAACAUAAGUGAACUGAAGGCGGCCAAGCUACGCCGCGUUGCGUUUUGUGUCGACGUGGAAAUUGCACCAAUGCCUAAGUACGCAAAUGGUGAAGUCGCUACACAACCAAUCGACAAGAGCACGAAAAAGAAACUCACCGAAAAGGGCGAAGGUGAAGCUCUGAAAAGCGACAGCGCUGUUAUGAAGGAAGAAAAUUUUGACGACGGCAAGCCAGAACCUGUGGCAGAGGCUAAGACCAACGGUCACGCAAAUGGCCCUGCCGAUGCAUUCCAGAAACUGCCGAGCAACACGCCGGAUGCAAAUGACAGUCCGGAACCGGAUACUGCUGUAGGAGAGAAGGAAAUGUCUAAGAAGAAAGAGAAAAAGAAGCGCAGUGAAGAGGAGCGGAAAGCGCGAAAAGAAAAGCGCAGGAAGCUGGCGGAAGACAGCGGCUCUAUUCCCGUCGAAAUCCAUUACGAUAGCCCAGAUUCGUCCGAUUCAGGGGCCUCUGGCACAAUUGUAACGAGCUCUCUGCCGACUACCAACCCCGCCAGAAUCUAUCGAAGAUGCUGCCAGCUUCGAGAGACACCCAUCUUGAAAAAGAUUACAGAGCAGCUCACAGAUCCGACCAACCUCUCUCACGGGGUUGUCAGCAAGCUAGAUUUGACGGGUUACUGGCUGCAGCUGGCUGACCUAGUGACUCUCGGCGACUAUCUUGCCGUUGUCCCGGUUCGAGAAGUUUUGCUUGAGAACAUUGGUCUCACGGAUGAGGGUCUGCGUGUCGUCUUGGCCGGUCUCUUAGCCGCCAAACCACCCACCUUCAGCCGCAAAAAGCCGAAGCACGAACAAGAAGUCCAAGGCGGCAUCGUCGAGCGUCUGGUCUUGAAGAACAAUAAAAUUGGGCCGGAUGGAUGGAAACACCUGUCCUUGUUCAUCUAUCUCUGCAAAUCUAUCAAGAGUCUCGACAUUUCCCACAUAGCCUUUCCGCGCCAGGCCGUGUCCCAAGUCGGCGCCACGCUGCCCAAUGGCCAACACAUCCCCCGCAGCAUUGCCGACAUUUUCGCCACUUCCAUCGGGGACCGGCUUGGCGGGCCGACUUUGGAGAUGAUCAACAUUGGCGAGACGGAACCCAGCAUGGAACAGCUCGGUGUCAUCCUCGACGGCAUGUUGAACUGCAAGGUGAAGCGUCUCGGGCUGGCACAUAAUCACCUGGAUGAGCAAGGCAUCAGUCAUGUGACGAGAUACAUUUCUUCAGGCAUUUGCGAAGGCCUUGAUCUGGCUGGGAAUGAUCUCCGAGGUCACGAGGAGAAACUCGCGUCGGCGCUGAAGGCGAACGUCGGUCUCUGGGCUCUCAGCUUAGCAGGCUGUGAACUGGGACCGUCUUCUCUCUCGAAGAUUCUACCGGUCCUUGCCAACAUGCCCGAUAUCCGAUUUGUCGAUCUAUCUCACAAUAAGGAAUUGUUUCAGUCGCGGCCUAGUGCCGUCGGUCUCUUGAGACGAUACCUGCCUAAAUGCACUGGGUUAAAACGAAUUCACUUGUCUGAUGUCAGCAUGAACUCGGAGCAAGCUAUUGCGUUGGUUGAGGUCCUUCCAGAAAUUCAACAGCUAGCGCAUAUCAACCUACUGGAGAACGAGGAGCUCGUCAAGCUGGCCCACGCAAAGAGUGAAGAGGCUCAAGAGGAAGCAUGCGCGCUCUAUGCUUCGCUCAUGGCGGCCGCGCGAGUCUCCAAGACAAUCGUUGCCAUUGAUAUUGACGUUCCUCAUGACGAGGCUGGUGAAAUCGUCAAGGCGAUGGCGAAGCAGGUUGUCGCUUACUGUCUACGCAACAUGGAGGCAAUUCCGGAUACGGGCAUCGGCGCUGCCAUGGCGGCCACACUGUCGGAGAGUAACGAGGCUGAUGACUCUAAGCCGGCUGGCUAUUCCGACGUCAUUAUGCAUCUUGUAGGCCACGACGUUAUGCAAGAAAGCGACGAAGAAGACAACAGCUCGGCCCCUGAUGAAGACUACGUUAUCGGGGGCACUGGCGUUGUUAAAGCCCUCAAGUGCUGUCUUGAGAAUCGCGGAGACGAGUCGCAGCGUCAGUCUGGCGAGUUCAGUCGGGACGCGGAAGCGACUGAUGCGUCGCUUGCAAGCCGCAGGCUGGCCACGGGUGGCAAGGCAAAGGAUAUGUCCAAGCAUCUGCUUGCGGGAGCGCGCAAGAUUCGACUGCGCUUACAGCCUGCCCUUAUCAAGGCCAAGGCAAACCCAGGCGACGAAAUGACGCUGAGAAAGCUCACGUUCCUUGACGAAACACUGCAGGGCAUCAUCAACCGAUUCGAAGACGAGUAUCCGGACACGCGAGAGACAUCGGAGCUCAGCAAUACGGACCCGAAGCGCACCAGAAGCCCGUCGGCCGAGUCGGUCAACGAACGGGCCCGGGCGGAGGAGACGGUGGUCUCGGACGGUGAAGACGAAGGCGAGAUUCGCGGGUCGCGGCUGUCGCGGAGCAACUCGACGUUGUCCAAGGUGCUUGCGGAAGAGGAGGGGCGGGUGCACCGGGCGGGCCACCGGUUCCGGGUGGGCAUGGUGUCGCAGAUGCAGAUGAGGGACCUGGUGGCGUCGAUUGACGACAUUGGCGCGGACCCGCGGCACGUGCGGAUGCUGACGGAGCUGGCCGAGGACGUGGGCGGCGACUUCUGGGCCGAGGUGCAGGCCAAGGGCGUGAUCCAGGCGUACAAGGACAACCGCGAGUCGCUGCUGACGACGAUGAAGGCGAGCGACCCGGACGGCGCGCAGUGGGAGCGGUUCGUGGAGUCGCAGAAGAAGGCGCUGGCGAACCGCACGGUGCCGAGCGAGCAGGAGAAGACGCUGCGGGAGGCGGCGCGGGCGGCAGAUGAGAAUGCGAUUGCGGAUUGA
Cordyceps fumosorosea ARSEF 2679 is the source of this 3600-nucleotide messenger RNA. Its product is annotated as cell wall biogenesis protein Mhp1. Gene Ontology annotation, biological process: activation of GTPase activity; nucleocytoplasmic transport. The record is from RefSeq and is a predicted model, not a curated record. Gene Ontology annotation, cellular component: cytosol; nucleus; perinuclear region of cytoplasm. The transcript has 3 exons. Gene Ontology annotation, molecular function: small GTPase binding; GTPase activator activity. NCBI's taxonomy places the organism in Eukaryota, Fungi, Ascomycota, Sordariomycetes, Hypocreales, Cordycipitaceae. The coding region runs from base 1 to 3600 and encodes 1199 amino acids.